Myiozetetes cayanensis is the source of this 6769-nucleotide messenger RNA. Its product is annotated as basic proline-rich protein-like. The record is from RefSeq and is a predicted model, not a curated record. The transcript has 2 exons. Lineage: Eukaryota; Metazoa; Chordata; Aves; Passeriformes; Tyrannidae. Bases 304 to 1215 code for a protein of 303 amino acids.
UUAGAAACUUAAAAAUGUAUUAAUAAGACAAUGUUGAAUUUUUCUCUUAUUAAAUAGAAAACUAAAGACAGUUAACUAAAUUAUUUUAGACAAAAACAUUUGUAAUAAUUUCUAAAGGCUUAUAUGUAAAACAUGUAAAAAUAGUUAGUAAUAUAGUGUCUGUAUAGUUUUGGCCCUGGCCCGGGUCUUUGCCCGGGCCGCCGCCUCUCUCACGGGAGUGGGGAGGCGGUGUUGUUACUGUUGAGGCUCUCGGAGGAGCCGGAGUGGCUGCGGCCAUGGCCCGGCUUGCUCACGGUGGGGGCCAUGUCGCUGGUCAUCGCCGCCGGGCCUCGGCUCGGCCUGGUGCCGCGUUGUGCCGCAUGUGCAGCUGUCCCGGGCCGCGCUGCUGCGGCCGCGUGGUCCGCUUCAGGGGAGCGGCGGCACGGGCGGGCUGGCUCGUGUAGUGGGACGCGGCCGUCAGCUCUAGGCACGGCCCGGCCCGGCCGUCACCACGGGCUGCCCGCGCUCCAGGUGCAGGCGGGCGGCGAAGGCCUCGCAGCUCUGCGCCGCCGACACGUGCUCGCCGAAGCCGCCACGCCGCCUUCGGCGCCCCGCGCCGCCCCAGCUGCAUUUACAAACUUGUGUCACAGUCCCGGCGCAAGCCUGCUCGGCCGCCCGGGAUGGCCGCGGGGCCGCCCCACGGCUUCUCUUCAGGCACGGCGACCGCCCCCCCGGGAGGGGGUUCCACGCGGAGCUCCGCCGGGAGCUGCACGUGGGUCGGGGACGCGGCGGGAGUCACCGCCAGCUGCAGCGGGGCUUCUGUGCUCGGGUCACUGCCUCCUGUUCGACCGCGCUUCGGCCGGGCCUUGGCCCACUUGCGGGCUCCGGGCAGAGGCGCCCCGCGGCGGCGCCGCUCCAGCCGCCCGGCUCUCUCCACGCUGUGCGCCGGGCCCGCCGCUCCCGGUGGUGCCGCUGCCACUGCCAUCUGGGUUUGCGCAGGAACCACCGCCGCAGCCUGGUCAACACCACCCAGCACCGCGAGAGGAAGUCGCCGUCGCCACCAAGCCUCGGCCGGGGAGGGCCGGAGCCGCCGCCAGCAGUCCUGCGGAGCCUCGCGCAGCUCCGUCCCCAGCCUGUUUCGCCGCGGCUGCCGAGCGUCCUGACAGCCCUGCUCUCUGUGCCCGCCGCCGGCCUUGCCGCUCGCAACGUCGAGCGGCUAUCACGUAUCUUUUUUAAACAUCACGCCGCUGUUGCUGGUAGGCACAGCAACUGUUGCUUAGCUACUGGCUCCCAGCACGGACCAUGUUCCAUGCAUGCCUCCAGCAGAGGUAGUCCACAACAUGGCCAGGAGACAGGAAGAGAAGGCAUUACCUUCUGCUCCCGGCAUGGGCAAGAUGGCGCCACCCAUGCUUUGGCGUGGUCUCCACGUGUCUGCAAGUUUGCCAUGGCUUGGGGAUUCAAAGUUUGUUUCCUUUUACCACUCACAUAAUUUGCGACACGAGCCUUCUUCCCAGAAUUCACGCAUCCGCGAAAAUUCAGUACAAAAAGGUAUAUUCUAAGGCUUUUCUUCCGUGCUCUCGGACCCCCUCCUCCUUUCCACACUGCAGUAGCACGUGGAGUUCCAUGCUUUACAAUGUCUGGGGGAGGGGAAGAUCCAAAGUUUCUCUCUGUGGGCGAGUUUUUUUGCGAGGGUUUUAAAGUGUCCACCUUUUUUACUUCUGUUUUUUCUUUGCUUCUCCAUCCCUCUUUCCAAGCAAUUUCACCAAGAAUUGUAAACAACAGCAGUCUUAAAACAGUUAUUUUCAUCAAUUUUAAAAGUCCAGUUAUGUUAUGUUUGUUAACUUGUCUCCAAAGUCUUUUCAAUAUUAAGCUUAAGGCUUUUGCAAUAUUCUGUGGUUCACGUGAAUUAAAAGUUUGCAUUUUUUCUCUUUUUUUGUUUUCUUUUUUCUCCCGCCCUCUCACCUGGGACGUAGAUUUUUCUUCUCGAGAGCGUCCUCUCCAAACGUAGGCAAUUUCCUACCGAAUUCAGGCCUUUUUUCGAGCUCAAUCGCGGUUUCUCCCGCCUACGCCCAUCAGAGUUUCCUUUCCUCUGGUACCUGGCGUUUCUUUCUUUUUCACGGCGGACGUCCCUCAGCGUUAAAUAUAGGCUGGUACCUGACGUCUGGUCCGUAUUUCUUCCUGAUUCAGGAUAAGGCUUAGGUCCCUGUUUGGGCGCCAUAUUUAUUAAUAUAAUAAAUAAUAAGUCCCAUGGGGACCAUAGCGACACCAACAUGAUGUGUAACAAGAGAGAGAUCGUUUAUUCAAGGAGUCCCAGCUUAUAUAGCAGUUUCAAAUGCUGCCACGUCACACAGGUAACUUCUUAAGCCAAUCCCAUACAAGCAUUCAACAGAGCAUGUGUGACAAGAGUACUUAGAACUACAACUCCCAGGAUGCUUUGCAGCACCUGGUGUAACCAGACCCCAUAUUAGGUCAAAGUUUCUGUUGUGCCAAUUGCUUUGCCAGUGCUUUUGUUUGUUUGUUUUAUCCAUUUAUUUUUGUGCAUGCAAAGUUUCCAAAGUUUGGCAGUUUCAUAGGUAGUAGGCCAAGUCCUGUGGUAGCAUCAGCAGAGUUUACAAUUUCCCUGAGCUGAAGUACAGUUUUGUAAAAAUUGUGAUGCCUGGUCUGUGAUUUAGUGUGGCAGGCAAAUAUACUGGAUUGUGUCCUGGAAAAGUCCUGAGGAAAUCAAAACCUGGCUUAGUGGAAGCUGUCCUACAUGCUGCCGAGUUACAGCAGGUGGUGGGAGGGCCCUGGGAAGGAGCACUGGUAAAUGAGCUGUUGGACUGUUAAAUAGGUUUAGUGUAUCAGCAUGAGGCUGUCUACAAAAUCUGUACUCAUGUACUUUUCCUACAUGCACAGAGCUGUAGUUAUUGAGAGAUUAGAGUUUGGUUUUCUGGAUUGCUUAAGGUCUUCUUCCCUUUGAUCUCACAAAUUGCUUAAUGCAUUUUAGAGGAGUAAUGUAAUCAUUGAAAAUGGAAUUUGUGUAGCUGAGGCAAAGAUAGCUCAUUAAAUUCAGCUAGGCAGAAAGGGACCUGGAAGUUUGGAUUGACAGGAAGCUGAACAUGAGCCAGCAGCAUGCCCAGGUGGCCAAGAAGGCCAAUGGCAUCCUGGCCUGGAUCAGGAAUGGUGUGGGCAGCAGGACCAGGGAAGUGAUUGUUCCCCUGUACUCAGUGCUGGUGAGGCCACACCUGGAGUGCUGUGUCCAGUUCUGGGCCCCUCAGUUCAGGAAGGAUAUUGAGGUGCUGGAGCAGGUCCAGAGAAGAGCAACCAGGCUGGUAAAGGGACUUGAGCACAAGUCCUAUGAGGAGAGGCUGAGGGAGCUGGGGUUGUUUAGCCUGGAGAAGUGAAGGCUCAGGGGAGACCUCAUCACUCUCUACAACUCCCUGAAAGGAGGUUGUAGCCAGGUGGGGGUUGGUCUCUUUCUCAGGCAGCUAUCAGUAAGACCAGAGGGUCUUAAUCUCUGCCAGGGGAGGUUUAGGUUGGAUAUUAGGAAGAAAUUCUUUACAGAGAGUGUCAUCAGGCAUUGGAAUGGGCUGCCCAGGGAGGAGGUAGAUUCUCCAUCCUUGGAAGUAUUUAAGAAGAGACUGGAUGUGGCACUCAGUGCCAUAGUCUAGUAACUGUGGUGGUAGUGGAUCAAGGGUUGGACUUGAUGAUCUCAGAGGUCCUUUCCAACUCAUCUGAUUCUAUGAUUCUAUGAAAUGUCAUGUCCUAUUGCCUAAGAGCCUUGUGUUUUUUGGUUCCUAUUUUUUCUCGGUAGAUAAUUUGGCUGUUGGAAAUUAGGCUGCUAUGUGUGCCACUGUUAUAGAUACUGGGCAGGCAGCUCCUUCAUCUGUUAUCUGGUCUAUCUGGAGCUUGCCAGAUAGGAGCUCAGAAUGGGACAUGUUCUCCAAACAAACCAUUCUUUCACACCCAAAGCAGGGGGACAUUUGACAAAGAAAAUCUUGGAGGAGGUUCCGAAUCGUGGUUCCUAGUUUAACACAGUUUAACUUAAGACUGCAGGUGGGCACCCAUGUCUGGAAGUGGAAGGUUGCAUCAAAAGUCCUUGUUUGUCUUGCUUCAGUGCUUUCUUGUGAAAUUGAUUCUUAAACAUCUCACUCCACUCUGAGGAGCAGAGCUGGUGAAUACAGGUGGGAGUACUCUUGUUGUGCAAGCUAAUAUACCAAGGCUUCUCCUUAUGUGUCAGGGCCUUUACUCUCUGCCUGGAUGUGGAUUUAGUCUUCUGAGGCAGUAAGGAUUAGCAUGGCAAAGAGUGUGAAAUGUCAUGCUCCCUUAGUAGUAAUAUCUCAGUAAAUAUGAGAGAAUUGUUCCACAAGGAAGAGUUUAAGUCAGAUUAAGGUUUGCUACAAGCUGAAAGCAGAAUUAUUCUCCCUGAUUAAUUCCCUUUGUAAGUGUUGUCACUUCAUAAUAAGUGUUCUUAUCUGGAGCAAGAGUAUUUGCAUGGUGUUAAUUAAGAAUAACUUUCUAAGUAGACAAGUUUAGAAGUAACUCCUGAAUAAAACCAGUGUGAAGUUUUUAGGUCAUAAGGCUUGAGAUAUGUUCAAAAAUAUUCUGAAAGUAAAUUAUAUCUGUUUUUCAAGUCUUUACAUCUCAGAUGUGGCCUCUCUGACUCACCUUAGAUAAAAAUCUUCUUUACCUCUGAGGAAGGUAUGCAUGCCAGAUUUUUAGAGACAAGGAAAUUGGAUAGAUGGAUGUCCAGCAGAAUAAACUUGACCCUUUAAUUAUACUUGUAGGAUCCUGUUUUAUUGCAGAAGAUGUUAUAAGGUGAAUUCAUCAGUCAAGAAGUCUUAAAGUGGGGAAAGAUUUACUACACUGAAGAGCAUUAUGGUAUAAAAAGCAUGAAAAGAAACAGUGUUUAAGGUGGUUGCAAGGAGCUGAGACCCUGUAAAGCCCUGGACCUUGCUGGACAAGUUUCUUAAAGAGGCUUAAUUAUGGGGUUUUUUAUACCCUGAGGCAGGCGCAAGAAAGAAAUGCCACAACGCUCUCCGGAGGUUAAACAAGAAAUUUUUACUCGUAAACUUCGGACAAUAAGGGAACUUCGGCAAAAUUUAAAGGCAACAUGCAGUCAAAAUAAAGCAUUUCAGAAAGCAUUGACUUAGGAAACUCUAACCCAUACAGCUUUAAGUUACCCAGAUUUCGAGAAGAGGAAAUUAGGAGAAGGAAAGAGAGAGAAAGGUAUAGCUACCAUCUUGGUUGCAGAGUGAUCUUAGUUGCUGUAGAUCCAAGACAAUAAGGAUGCCACAUGUGCAUGCCUCCUGUUAAUUGCAUUUAUCUGCUCUGGUCUCCUGUAGUGUGGAGCAUUGCUUUCAGUGUGCCAGUGACUGACAGCCACUCCAGGGCGGUCCUAGAAGCUCUAGGGGGGGAUGGUGUGUAGAGCAGUGCACCAUCCCACCACUGCAAAAUUUGCCCUGCCCCCCUGCCUUUAGUUGUUCUGAGGCAGUAAUCAUUUUUCCAGUCUCUCACAGAUUCUUCUUGUCUUUAAGAGAAAGGUCUGGAAUAGACAGGCUAUACAGGAGGGCAGCAUUAACAGUAUUUACGUUCUAAGUACUGGUUCCAUUAGCUCUAAAUCUUAAACUUUCUGAGCUAUGAUUCAUCUUGACUUCUUGAUGUGGGUGACUUGGAAGUUUGAGGAGAAUGGGAGGAAGCUGUUACAGCUGUUCACUGGUAGUAGUUUUGGUGCGAAAACGAGAUGGAAAGUGUUUGUGAUGUGGGAGUGUUUUGAGUGUUCUUGUAAAGGUGGGGGCUUAUUUGACCACUAUAUUGGCCUUUAAAAAAAGUGGCCUCUGAAGUUUACUUUUUUUGAGGUCCGUACUUGCAUGGGAAAUGGAAAAGGCAGUCCUUUUUGUGAGUAAAGUACAGCAGAGGCAUGAAACAAUACAUAGAGAGCAAUAUGAAAAAUUGUGCUCCCACUAAUAAAGUUUAAGAUAGUAUUUUUUGUUUAUUAUUUUGUUAAAGAAAGAUGCAUUAGUUUUGACUGGGUUUUGUGAUAAGGGUGUAGGUACAUCUCGUUCUGUAUAUGCUGUAAAUAUGAGCAGCAGCUCAAAUAGGGUCUGCUUGAUCUUCCUAAAGAAGCAUUGUAAGUGCUUUCUAAGCAUGUCAGUGGAUCUUUUCCUCAUGAUCUACAUGAAGGUAUAGAGCCUUGUUUUAUUUUGCUGCUCAAGUGAAGAAACUGCCUGUUUCUGUGCAGGAAACAGUUCUGUGAGACUCCUGUGCUGUAGUUGGUAGUUGGUCUCUAACAGACUUACACAUUAGGUAGCUGGAAUUCAGGCGUACAGAUACAGUUAAGCAAAACCAAGCAUUCUUCAAGCUUUUAUUUCUCAACAGAGCAACAUUUAUAUAUGUCUCUGAAAAUUGUGUCUGCGUGAUUCACCAGUGGAACCAUAAAAUACAGGUUUGGGGAAAACUACCUGCGUUUUCUCUGCAGAUUCUCAUCUGUCAUGGGUGGCAAAGGGUUUGAAAACUGUGCUGCAAAAUUAUAAUAAUUACUUUUUUUGAUUGCUCUGAUGUAUUUUCUCAGUGGAAUCCCUGCAAAUUCUCAGUUCCAGGCUCCUGCAAAUGCAUAUAAUGAGAAGAGAUUUUUUUACGAUUUUUUUUUUUGCUUGCUUUGUAAUACUUUAAUCUCAUAAUUUUCUCUUAUUCUCUGUAAUUGUUUGGUAACUCGCUUCCCUUUUUUGUUCUGCACCAUUAGCUAGCAUUCAGAACACACUGAUCCCUUCCUGAAAUACUGACAGCUUCACUUGAUUGGGUACCUGAUUUA